Molecule: messenger RNA, 1422 nt
Organism: Poecilia reticulata (guppy)
Lineage: Eukaryota; Metazoa; Chordata; Actinopteri; Cyprinodontiformes; Poeciliidae
Gene: tgoln2
Product: trans-golgi network protein 2
Cellular component (GO): trans-Golgi network; endosome; trans-Golgi network transport vesicle
Source: RefSeq, a predicted model, not a curated record
AUGAGUUGGAAAAAGAAGACAUCAAUGCAUCAGAGACGGAUGGAGAGGGUGAUGAAGAGGAUGGGUUGGAAAAAGAAGGCAUCAAUGCAUCAGAGAUGGAGGGAGAGGGUGAUGAAGAUGGGGGAUCGGAAAAAGAUGCAGCAAAAUCGCAGGGAAAGCUCUCUUCAAGUAGUCAAUCUGGCAAAGUCAUAGAUACAAGCGAGAUGGAGGGGGAAAACAGUCAUUUCUUUGCUUACCUCGUCACUGGAGCUGUGAUGGUGGCCGUUCUCUACAUCGCUAUGCACAACAAGCGCAAGAUUAUCGCCUUUGCUUUGGAAGGGAAGAAUUCCAGAUCCGCACGCCGACCUAAAUCCUCAAAUUACCAGAAGCUGGAACAACAUAUGUGAUCCAAAGCUGCCCAGAGAAGCUGAGAAAACGGCUUUUGUGGAUUGCGAGUGGAUACAAAUCAUGGAUCUGCACUUAGUAAAACAACCUGUUAAAUGGACAUUCUCCUAUUCUUGACUUCUAAAUGUUGCAUGACUAUGCAGACAACACUGAUGCCUUAUUGGGAAAGGGAGGGAGUUAGAGGGGGCUGAGAUGGAGGGGGAAGUAAAAAAGGAAGUUAUGUGAAAUAGGCUUGCAGUAUUUUGCACUGCUUUUGCAAUCUGGCCUGUCGAAGGUCCUCACUCAGGAUGUAGAAGUAGCAAAUCAAACGUCUGCACUUCCAUCUUAGUUUAUGGUAUUGGACAGAUUUCAACAUGCACCCGAGUAAGUCGUCAAUGUCGUGUUUCUGUUUAAAUACCUCUAUUUGUGCCGUUUCCUUAAACAAUCUGUUUUGGAACCACUGUUGAAAUCUUGUCAGUCCAGUUAUCGUAUGCUCGGCCAAUGGUGACUUUUUGCUGUUUUGUGUUGUUUUUUGUCUCAACUUAUACCACUUGAUGGGUUGGAUCUGUUGUCCAGAAUAUAUAGUUUCUACCUGAAAUUGCAUUUUGUAGGGUGGGAUUUGACUGCAGCCUCUUUGUUUUGGUUCUUUCAGGAAAAAGAUUGCUCUGUACAUAUGACCACUAAAAUAAGAAGUUUGUUCUUUCCCCUUGAAUGGAUUUGUUUUUGUAUUUAGAAAAAAAAUGCCAUACCUGUGCCAAAUUAUUCAAGGAAUUAUUGUGAUUUAUUGUGCUGCUGUCUUUCUUUUUGUCUCAUACUUUUCAGUAAGCUUUUUUAUUCUAGCAAGUUUUGGUGAAAGAGAGAAUAAUCUGCUGCUUCCUGGAAGCCCUGUUUGUAGUAUGCCAAACAGUUAAUCUUUUUUGGUCCUCUGAGUUAAGUGUCACAAUUAUAGAUAAUUUAUAAUUUCAGGAGGAAUUUUAUGGACACUCUGCUGUUUUACUUCAUAUCAAAUAUGAUCAGCUGACUGCUUGUAUAUUAAAAUAAAAGCUAUUUGAUAACUUU